CCUCCGCUUCCGAUGGAAUCUCAUCUUCCCACUCAUCUGGCUCCUCGUGUACUCUCUUCUUUCUCUCUCUUUAAAUAUAUUAUAGUUUUCUGGUUAUUUAUUUUCUCAAAGGAAAUGCGAAACUCUACAGCCCCCGGUUUUGCAUCCCGGCCUUACGUAUUUAUUCCUCCCCACUCUCCCCCUUCAUCCACCCCGGCAUUUGGAUUUUUCCUGUUCCGGAUAUUUCCCUGGAGAUUGUCUCGAUUUUCCCUGUUUUUCCAUAUACUGAAAGGACUUUCUCCCUUUGUCUCUCUCGAUCAUUCUUCCAAAGAAGAAGGCGGUGGGGAGAUGUGAGAUUUCUUUUGCUUUUUUAAGUUGUGAUCCUGAGAGUUGAUUGAUUCCAUCCCAUUCAGUACUUGUUCUUCUCGCACCGCUCCGAGUUCUGAGGAGUCUUUGAUUGCGAUUGGUUUCAAAGGAGGCGAUCAUAAGGAGCAUUUUUCUAUAAUUCAGAACCGUAAGAGCCUGAUUCGAAGCGGAAACGAAGGGAGGGGGAGUUGAAGAGCCUGGGGGCUCAGCGUGUGGCUGCGAAGCGGAUUUUGCUUCUUCUUUGGGAGUUGGGGAGAUCGAUUUCGGGGGGUUCGUCUUAAUUGUGUGAUGAAGGUGGGGACGAGGGUGGUGGAGAAGAAGAGGGUUGCGCCGGCGAGAGAUGCGGAGCGCGUAAUGGAGGCGGCGCCGUCGGCGGCGGCGGGGGACGUGGGGAGGGGGGUUGGGAGGUGCGGCGGCGGCAGCAGCAGGAAGACGAGACGGCGGGGAUCGCCGAGGCCGCUGGUUCAGAAGGUGUUCGACCUCUGCAAUGAAGUGUUCCGGGGGCCAGGGACGGUUCCUCGCCCGCUCGACGUCGACAGGAUGAAGUUGCUUCUCGAUAAGAUGAUGCCAGAAGAUGUUGGGUUAAGCGAGGGUCAUUUCGCAAAAAACAAUAGGCACGUGAAGGGAACUCCAAGAGUGACCUACGUUCACAUAUAUGAGUGUGAAAACUUUUCGAUUGGUAUUUUCUUGCUCCCCACAUCAGGAACUAUACCACUUCAUAACCACCCUGGUAUGACUGUCUUCAGUAAGAUUCUGUUUGGAUCAGUGCACCUCAGAUCGUUUGACUGGGUUGAACCAUUUGAGGGGGAAGAUAGCCUGCCUUCCAAUGUGGCACUGGCAAGACUGAAGAUUGACAAUGUCUUUACUGCCCCUUGCAAUUCGUCUGUGCUCUAUCCGGCUUCAGGUGGCAAUUUACAUUCACUGCAAGCUGUAACGCCGUGUGCAGUGCUUGAUGUGCUUGGUCCGCCUUAUUCAGGCACAGAAGGGCGUGAUUGCAUGUACUAUCGUGAAUUGCCUUAUUCGAGCUUCUCUGGAGGAAGUCCUGUCGAUGGAGACACUAGCUGUUAUAGAUGGUUAGAAGAGAUCGAGCCGCCCAAGCCGGAAGAUUUCCCUGUGGAUGGCAUGAGAUAUGCAGGACCGCAGAUCGUUGAGGGCUUCUGAUGUGGUGUUCUGAGUGACCGAGCAACUGAUGUGGUGGCUGCAUUGACUUUGCUAACAACAGCAGGCACUUGUCAGGAUUUCGACUACCUUUCUUUCUUCUGAUUUUCUCCUUCUGUAAUUUCACGUUUUAUUAAUUCAUGUAAACAGUUUUUUUCGCCUUCAUAUUUUUAAUUGUUUGAGCUUCAUGUUGUUUA
Molecule: messenger RNA, 1700 nt
Organism: Nymphaea colorata (pocket water lily)
Lineage: Eukaryota; Viridiplantae; Streptophyta; Magnoliopsida; Nymphaeales; Nymphaeaceae
Product: plant cysteine oxidase 2-like
Exons: 5
Coding region: 634-1506 (290 amino acids)
Molecular function (GO): oxidoreductase activity, acting on single donors with incorporation of molecular oxygen, incorporation of two atoms of oxygen
Source: RefSeq, a predicted model, not a curated record